AUGUUGGGGAAUGACGUGCUUCUUCGGUUCCAAUCGUUUUCCCUGCUCCGCCGGCAUGCGGACACUGGCCAGCUACUUGUUGCUCGACAGUCGUCAGUAAACAAAGCGGGAACAGCGCUGUACCUACGGGCUGACGCCCAUUUCAGUCAAGACCGACGGCACAACGUUAAAUGGAGGAGAACCUCGCGGCCAGGCCUCAGGCGAUGCUGUGGAGGCAGUUGUGUGCGAGAGACGCGGACACAUGUGUACAUGUUCACAUUUUUGACCCAGCGAACUGGAUACCGAGGUCCGAGGAUCUACGGGUCACCUGCCAUCGUCAAGGUAGCAUCGACGCCUGACAGACUCCCGGACAAUGUUUUUCCGCCCAGGCGCAAUACUGAUUGGGUGUAUGAAUAUUUAUUUAUCCUAUUGCCAGCCGACACAAGUUUGUGCUACAUCCGGCCAGGUUUGGGCCAGCACAAAGUUACGCCAUCCGGCUCGUGGGCCGCACAAUUUGUUUACGUCCCCAUAAGUGCCUGGCAUCGUGUGAACCCGGGAGCCGAGGUGAAAAAGAUUACGGGCCUUCGUCUGAAAUGGCAGCCACAUCAAACUGCCAGGCUCGCACAAUGUCCAGUUGCCGGUCGGUCGUGUCACGAUAGGCAAAGAGUGACCGAGAGAGUCGGUCAUUGUGGAGAGAUGACACAAACCGCGGCAAAAUGGUCAAAUCUUGUGAGCCGUGAUGAUACUGACCUUUGCGUCGUAUUGUAUCACUCCCACUUUUAUCGAAUUGCUGACAUUCUUGGUCAAGAAACAUUUUAG
This is a messenger RNA of Protopolystoma xenopodis, 798 nucleotides long. NCBI's taxonomy places the organism in Eukaryota, Metazoa, Platyhelminthes, Monogenea, Polystomatidea, Polystomatidae. The record is from the annotation of a GenBank genome assembly.